AUGGUGCUAGAAUUGCACAUAUGGGGCCCAGCAUUUGACUUGCCCUCGAUUGACGCUCAAUGUCUGGCCGCUGUCUGCUACUUGCGAACAUGCCUCCCCUCUGACGGCUGGUCACUGAUUCCCUCGAGCGACCCGACCCGUACUCCUCUCGGCGAACUCCCUGCCCUGCGCGAUGGGGGCACCUGGGUAGCUGGGUUCAACAAUAUAGUCGCAUACUUGCGAGAUAUUUCGAAUGGAGAGUGGGACCUCGACAAAGACCUCGACGAGAACCAACGAGCCGACCGAGCCGCCCUAUCGUCCUUUCUCGACUCUCGUGGACAACCUCUUCUCGACUUGAGUCUGUAUGUGAGCAGCGAUAAUUACCUGAAUAGCACCAGGCAAGCUCUUGGCGCUAUCUUAUCGUGGCCCAGCAGCUGGACUAUACCUCACCAACUACGCGCUAAAGCGAAGAAGCGGUCAGAACACUUGGGUCUGGGUAGCCUCGACGUGGACACUGCACAAGAGGACAAAGGCGAGGACGCAGUUUUGACCGCACACAUUCCGAAGUCUCUCAGGAAACCCAAGCAAACCGUCAGCGGCUUGCUCGGGCGAAAUGUGCAGAAAAACAAAUUCCGAUUGGAUGGCAUAACCUCUGAUUUCUUCGAACCGUUGCUAGAGGCGCUGGAAGAUGAGGACUGCUUCUUUGGAGAAGAGGAUAGCAGUGCCGAUUGUUUGGCAAUCGCAUAUCUUGCUCUCAUGCAAAAUCCCGAAUUGCCACAAGGGUGGCUAAAGGACACCUUGCGAAACAAGUACCCGAAAAUGAACCACUGGAACCGGACACGUGUCGAGGAAGCGUUUGGACCAUCCGUGGAUGUUGACAUGGUGCUGGGCAGGAAGGACGGUCUUACUUCAGAGAAACUGGUCCUACCAUGGCGCAUCCCUGAGAAAAGAACUUUGCCGCAAACCCUGCAGGCGGUCCUGGAGAGCUGCAUCGAGCCUCUCCCUGUGUUAGGAUCUUGGUAUGCAAUCUCUGAUGUCGGCAGGGAGCAGUCUGGAAACAUUGACCGAUACCAUACGAAACAAGUGAGACUAGCCCGCCUCCAUCGACGACGAGAAAUUUAUUUUCAGGUUUUGGCAUCCACCUGUGCUGUCACUGGUCUUGCGGGCUGGAUGCUGUAUAAGGGGAUGCUAAAAUUCCCGCAUCGAGUGCUCGGAGCGCCUAAGUCACGCAGCUUCGGCCAAGCAGGGGCUCUCUUUGGGCUGAUGUGA
This is a messenger RNA of Capronia epimyces CBS 606.96, 1248 nucleotides long. RefSeq lists its product as uncharacterized. The record is from RefSeq and is a predicted model, not a curated record. The transcript has a single exon. Gene Ontology annotation, biological process: mitochondrion organization. Lineage: Eukaryota; Fungi; Ascomycota; Eurotiomycetes; Chaetothyriales; Herpotrichiellaceae. Gene Ontology annotation, cellular component: SAM complex. The coding region runs from base 1 to 1248 and encodes 415 amino acids.